CCCUACGGGCGCCGGGCUGGGCCAGAAAGAGUCCUGUUGCGGCGCCGCCUGGGCGGAGGGAAUGAAUGGGCGCUGAGUUGGGGGCGCGCAGGCUCUAGGGACCGUCCUGAGGCGUGGGAGCGGCCACAGCAUGGAGGACGACGCGCCGGUGAUCUACGGGCUGGAGUUCCAGGCACGUGCCCUCACCCCUCAGACUGCAGAGACAGACGCCAUCCGGUUUUUGGUUGGGACGCAGUCUCUUAAAUAUGAUAAUCAGAUCCACAUCAUCGAUUUUGACGACGAAAAUAACAUUAUAAAUAAAAACGUCCUUCUCCAUCAAGUGGGUGAAAUCUGGCACAUUAGCGCCAGUCCUGCAGACAAAGGUGUGCUGGCCACCUGCUACAAUAAAACUUCCGACAGCAAGGUCCUGACCUGCGCGGCUGUGUGGAGGAUGCCGGAGGACGCGGAGCCGGGCGGCCACGAGUCCCCUGAUGACUCGGCGAGCACUGCUCACACGCUGGAGCUGCUCUGUCACCUUGACAACACGACCCACGGCAGCAUGGCCUGUGUCACGUGGGAGCCCACAGGAGACGGGAAGAGAGUCAUCUCUCUGGCAGACAACCACAUCCUGCUGUGGGAUUUGCAGGAAAGCUCCAGCCAGGCCGUGCUGGCCAGCUCGGCGUCACUGGAAGGGAAGGGACAGCUGAAGUUCACCUCAGGACGGUGGAGCCCACAUCACAACUGCACCCAGGUGGCCACAGCAAAUGACACCGCUGUCCGUGGGUGGGACACGCGCAGCAUGAGCCAGACCUACUGCAUUGAGAACGCCCACGGGCAGCUGGUGCGCGACCUGGACUUCAACCCCAACAAGCAGUACUACCUGGCCAGCUGUGGGGACGACUGCAAGGUGAAGUUCUGGGACACGCGCAAUGUCACGGAGCCCGUGAAGACCCUGGAGGAGCAUUCCCACUGGGUGUGGAACGUCCGCUACAACCACUCGCACGACCAGCUCGUCCUCACGGGCAGCAGCGACAGCAGGGUCAUCCUGUCCAACAUGGUGUCCAUCUCCUCGGAGCCCUUCGGCCAUCUGGUGGACGACGACGACCUAAGUGACCAGGAGGAGCGCCGCCCAGAGGAGAAGAGUCAGGAGCCCCCGCAGGACAGCGUCAUCGCCACGUACGAGGAGCACGAGGACAGUGUGUACGCCGUGGACUGGUCCUCGGCCGACCCCUGGCUGUUUGCCUCCCUGAGCUACGACGGGAGGCUCGUCAUCAACAGGGUGCCCCGGGCACUCAAGUACCACAUACUGCUCUGACCGUCCCCACGCACGCGGCGCUGGCGCCUGCUGGGAGCGCGCUCGU
Molecule: messenger RNA, 1340 nt
Organism: Rhinolophus ferrumequinum (greater horseshoe bat)
Lineage: Eukaryota; Metazoa; Chordata; Mammalia; Chiroptera; Rhinolophidae
Gene: EIPR1
Product: EARP complex and GARP complex interacting protein 1
Exons: 9
Coding region: 131-1294 (387 amino acids)
Biological process (GO): protein ubiquitination
Molecular function (GO): protein binding
Source: RefSeq, a predicted model, not a curated record